AUCUCUCAGCCACAUUGAAUUACACUGAUUAUUAUCACGGUCUAGUUACAUUACUAAAGACAUAUCAUUGCCAUAAUCCAUUCAAAUUAUCAUUUCCAUGUCUUAAGCUCAAUUAAUAUUGCCAUUUCAUCGUCAUGGCUGUGUUGCCGACAGCCUCGACCAAUGACCGUCAUAGUCAUAAAGGUUCAAGCACCUCCCAACCUCAGGAUAUUGCGAUAAUUGGCUUCUCAUGCAGAUUUGGAGGCGACGCUCACGAUACAAAUGGGUUCUGGGACUUAUUGUGUAAAGGCAGAGGUGAGAUCAUACAUAUCAGCGAAUUGCGAUAAUGCAUACUGACAGCUUCUCAAGCCGCCCAUACAAAGGAAGGCAGGUUCAACGACAAGACAUCAAAUGAAACGAAUGAAAGAUUUGCCGGUCACUACCUUCGUCAAGAUGUAUACGCAUUUGAUGCCAACUUUUUUAACAUUCCCGGCAAGGAGGCAAAAGCCAUGGACCCGUCGCAAAGGCUCAUGCUCGAAGUGGCCUACGAAGCUUUCGAGAAUAGUGGGUUGCCAAUUGAGGAGGUACGAGGCACUAACACCAGCUGUUACGUGGGCCAAUUCGUGUCAGACUACCGUGAGAUGCUGUUCAGAGACGCUGAAUCGGCACCUACCUACACCGUUACUGGGACAGGAACAUCCCUCAUUUCAAACCGGAUCUCUUGGUUCUUCGAUCUUAAAGGGCCUAGCUUCACGAUAAAUACGGCUUGCUCUUCCAGUAUGGUUGCACUGCAUGAAGGAUGCGAGAGCCUUCGACGGGGGGAGUCCAAUAUGUCGAUUAUCGGUGGCUCGAAUCUAAUCCUCUCCCCAGAGAUGUUUACAUACUUGCGUAAUCAAGGUUUCCUCGCCCCGGAUGGCAAAUGCAAAACAUUUGAUGCCACUGCAAACGGCUACGGUCGUGGAGAGGGUGUGGCUGCCCUGGUGAUCAUGCCAGUUGAGGACGCUAUCCGUCAGGGACACCCCAUCCGUGCAGUCAUCAGGGGAACAGGUGUGAACCAGAACGGGAGGACCAAAAGUAUCGUAAUGCCUAGUGCAGAGGCACAGAUGAGCCUAAUAGAGAAAACCUACCAGUCUGCGGGUCUUACCUAUGGUGAGACAACGUACGUGGAGACUCAUGGCACAGGCACCCAAGUAGGAGAUCGUUUGGAACUCGAGGCUAUUGGCAGAACGCUGGCCCAUGGACGAAAGUCUCGCAAGAGACUCCUGGUGGGGUCUUCCAAGCCAAAUAUUGGUCAUACUGAAGCAACUGCCGGGCUCGCGGGGGUAAUCAAAGGGAUCCUGGCGCUGGAAAGUGGUCUUAUACCGCCCAACAUCUACUUCCACGCGGCCAAUCCGACUAUUCCCUUUGAUGAAUGGGCGGUAUCUGUGCCCACUCAGUUAACAGCCUGGCCAUCUCAAUCUCUACGGCGUAUGAGCGCAUGUUCCACCGGGUACAGUGGCACAAAUGCACAUGUCGUGCUCGAUGAUGCCUACCACUAUCUAAUGCAGCGUGGUCAUGUCAACGCUGUCCACUUCACUAGAACCCCUGCCCAUGUUAAUGUGGACGAAAUGGUCCAACAUGGUUAUCAUCUGAUUGCAAGGCAGCUACCAGAGCAAGCUGCGGCGAACAAGAAACUUGCGCCAGCGACUCAGUGCAGGAUCUUUGCAAUUCAUGCUCAAGAUCAGGACGGCGUCAAGCGGCAGAGCGCAUCUCUCGCCAGAUAUCUGAACAACCACGUCCAGAAUGAAUCAGGCCAAUACGAGCAUACAUUCCUACGUGAUCUCGCGACGACCCUCAGUGAAAGCCGCUCACGAAUGCCCUGGAGAUCGUGUGUACUCGCAAAUUCCAUGACAGAGCUACGUUCGCGUCUCAAUGAUGUCCCAAUCCCACAAAAGAGUAGACAGGAUCCCCGUGUGUGCUUCGUCUUCACCGGACAGGGCGCCCAAUGGGCACAGAUGGGUAUUCAGUUGUAUCACAAGUAUGUUGUUUUCCAGAACAGUAUCGACGCUGCUACCAGAUACUUGAAAUCGGAGCUCGAUUGCCCAUGGUCGGCUCACGAUGAGCUAUUUCGCGAUGCUGCAUCUUCACGCAUAAAUGAUCCCUUCUUUAGCCAGACACUUUGCACCGUACUUCAGGUUGCCCUCGUCAAUCUUUUGAGCCACUGGGGCAUUCGACCACGGUAUGUGGUUGGCCACUCGAGCGGUGAAAUAGCAGCUGCAUACUGUCGUGGCGCGCUUUCCGAGGAGGAUGCAUGGAAAGUAGCUUACUACCGGGGCCUUCUUUCGUCCCGCAUGUUACAAUCCUUUCCGGGAUUGGAUGGCGCCAUGUUAGCUGCUGGGAUAUCCGAAUCUGAGGCUCAAAAAUUGUUGCUGGAAUUAGCUGUGGAUGCUAGGCAUCCAAAAACAACACCACAGUUAGAGCAGGUUGCUGUUGUAGCCUGCAUUAAUUCCCCAAGCAGCGUCACACUCUCUGGUGCUGCAGGCGCUAUCGAGAUAAUGCAACAGAAACUUGAGGCGAGCGGGAAAUUCGCGCGCCGUCUCAAGGUCAGGAAUGCAUACCACUCUCCCCAUAUGGAGUGCAUCGCUGCCGACUAUGUUUAUGCGAUCCGUGAUAUUGUUCCCAAGGAUGAACAAGACAACGGCUGCACCAUGUUCUCGGCAGUGACUGGCGGUCUUAUCGAGCCGUGGGAGCUCGGUCCACUAUCUUGGAUGAAGAAUCUCGUCUCCACUGUACGCUUCUCCGAAGCUGUCCAGAGCAUGCUGACAAGUGGUGAAGAUAUUGACAUAUUGGUUGAGAUUGGUCCACACUCUGCGCUCCGCAGCCCGUUGAACCAGAUCUCCAGAGGUAUUGGUGGCAGCUUGACUGAGAAUAUUCAGUACGUGUCUUUAUUGCUGACUGGUAAAGACGCAGUCAAUUCGGCUAUGUCCGCCGCAGGGUUCCUGUACGGCCUAGGCGUUUCAGUAGACAUUGGUGCGGUCAAUGGCGACCAAGCUGCCGGUAUGCUAGUGGAUCUACCGCCGUAUGCAUGGAAUCAUUCGAAAAGUUAUGCAAGUAUUUCUCGCAUGGAAACCCAGUAUCAGCUCGCUGAGCAGGUAAAUGGUAACACCGGUCUUCUCGGGAAGCCCUGUCCGACAACGGGUGAGCAUGAGCGCAAGUGGCGCGGGUUCCUCAAAUGUGCCAAGAUGCCAUGGCUACGCGACCAUGAGAUUGAUGGUGCUGUGUUGUUCCCAGCCGCCGGCUACAUUGUCCUGGCCAUUGAGGCAGCUCAGAGGGUGGCCGAGCCACAUAGAACAGUCGAGUCGUUUCGCUUACGCGAUGUGACCAUCUCUGCAGCACUUGUUGUUCCUGAUGACGAUGAUAUAGAAAUUGUCGUUGAACUACGUCCGCAUUUCCACGCCACGCGCAACCGUACUGCGUCAGCGGUAUGGAUGGAGUUCUCUAUAUCCAGUUGCGUAGAUCGCCGUGAGCUCCGUGAGAAUUGUAGCGGAUUGCUCAGUCUAGAUUAUGCAGCGCCUGUUGACUCAUCGAUCGACUAUGAAAGAAGGCUGGCGGCAAAAGCUUUGGAGGUGGCACACAUAGCAGGAAGAAAGGCUUGUCUCCAAGAGGAUGAUGAUGCAGAGUUUUAUGAUUCAUUGUUUUCGUUAGGUCUGCAUUAUGGGCCAAGCUUUUCCAAUAUCUCCACGAUUCUGCAAGGCGACGGCCAAUCCUGUUGUACCGUUACUACUCAACGCUGGAAGGUCGAUGAUGAUAGGCUGUGUCAGCCCAAAGUCAUCCAUCCCGGUACCAUGGAUGCCAUGUUUCAUGCUGUAUUUGCUGCAGCACGUUAUCAGCAAAACAUGUUGGCUGGUGCAAUGGUGCCCAUCCUCAUUGAGGAAAUUAUCGUGUCAGCCAGCGCAUGUAGCGGCAGAGAUAUUACAUACACUGGCAUGGCAACAGCAAAGAGGCAUGGGCUGAGCGAGAUGAUUGGCGAUGUCAAUAUGCUUAGUACAGAGACGCUUGAGCCACUGGUUCAGGUCCGAAGCAUCUACUUGCGGGCUAUGGACUCCACAAGUGCCAACAAUACGCCGAGCCAAGACAUUAGGCAUAUUUGUAGCAAACUUGGCUGGGCGCCGUACCAUAAAGUGAAUAUAGACGGAAGCAAGGGGGUGAAAAGCCAAGAAGGCAAGGAAAUUGUGAUCCUUCGUAAAAAGGAACGGUCAACAGUGACCUCUCAGCUCUGUGAGCACAUUACCUUGGAGCUAUCAUCAAGAGGUGCGCGUGUCAGAGAGAUAAUAUGGCCAAGGAGGGUUGGUUCGCCACAGCUUCAAAGAGAAAGCUGUAUCUCGCUGGUUGAAAUUGACCAGCCGGUCUUGGCAAACGGACUACCUGAAGAUUUCAGUAUACUUCAGGAAUCUUUGUUGGCCUGCAACUCAAUGACUUGGGUUUCCAGGGAUGACGCAUAUGGAAGUAUUGUUCCAGGUCUUUCACGGAGUAUCCGUAACGAGAUUCCCUGGCUGAAGCUCCACACCAUGCAGAUCAGCCGCAACUCUUUGGUUGGUCAGAAGAUAGAAAGACUGGCUGGGGACAUUGUUGAAGUCGCUUGUUUGGAAACAGCAGACAAUGAAUUCCGUGAAAAGGAUGGAGCCAUUUUUGUGCCACGCUUAACAGAGGACCACGAAACCAAUGUAAAAGUUUCGGACAUCGCCAAUGAUCGAGACACUUUGAAGCAGCGCCAGUUGGGUGAGGGGUCAGUCGAUCCGGUAGACUUGUCGGUGCGGAACCCUGGUAACCUCAGUAGCCUCUACUUCAAGCCCCGUGGACUAGACAGCAUAUUGCUAGAGGAUGAUGAGAUCGAGAUGGAAGUUUUGGCAUCGGGCUUGAACUUCCGCGAUGUCAUGGUGGCCAUGGGAAUUAUUCCCGAUCUUUCCAUGGGUUUCGAAUCCAGCGGUGUUAUUACAGCUGUCGGAUCAGCCGUCAAACGUUUCAAAGUUGGAGACAGGGCGGUCUCGCUGUGCCAUGGCGGCCACUGUAAUCUCUUGCGAAACAAAGAGAUGUUGACUCAGCGCAUUCCGGAAAACAUGUCUUUCGAAGCCGCGGCGACACUGCCACUUGUCUACGUGACAGCCUACAACGCUCUUGUCCGCGUCGCACGUGCACGACGCGGCCAAUCUGUUCUCAUCCAUGCGGCUGCUGGAGGCGUUGGUCAGGCGGCAAUCCAGAUAGCGAAGCAUCUGGGUCUGCAAAUCUACGCGACCGUCGGAUCGGAAGACAAGCGGAGUCUACUUCGAGAGACCUGUGGGAUCUCAGACGACAACAUCUUCUCUAGCCGAGACACCAGCUUCGGGAUGGCCGUUCGGAGAGUGACAGGCGGAAGAGGUGUGGACAUAAUUCUCAAUUCCCUAGCUGGUGAGAUUCUGCGGGAGUCAUGGUACUGUUUGGCCCCGUUUGGCACUUUUAUCGAGAUUGGCUUGAAAGAUAUCCAGCAAAAUUCCAGUUUGGACAUGCGGCCUCUUAUUAGGGACGCAACGUUUUCCUUUUUUAACGUGAGUCGAAUGAUAAGGGAAGCACCAGAGGUAGUGAACGAGCUUUUAGACAGCACCUUUGCUUUACUGCAAGACGGAGUGCUGAAACCUAUCGAGCCUUUGACAAUCUUUCCCAUCUCCGACAUCGAAACAGCCUUUCGUACAAUGCAGACCGGCAAGCACCGAGGAAAGAUGGCGCUAUCCUGGGGCCGCGACCAGCACGUUCCAACUCUUGUCAAAUGCCGCAGCGAGAUCAGGCUCAAGGAGAAUGCAACGUACGUUCUUGCAGGCGGUUUCGGAGGGCUUGGCCGCAGCCUUGCAAAUCUUCUCGUCAACGCAGGUGCGAAGCACCUCUGUUUUGUAUCCAGGUCAGGUGGGCGCACAGCUGACGCACAAAGCACUUUAGCUAGGUUAAGGAGCCGUGGAGUACACGCGUGGGCGUACCAAUGCGACCUGGCAGACAUGGAAUCUCUCGAACCACUGCGCGAUAUGUGCAGCCAAGAGCAUGGUGCACCAGUCGGUGGAGUUGUGCAGUGUGCCAUGGUGCUACAAGAUGUUCCGUUUGAGAAGAUGACGCCUGACCAGUGGUGCAUAUCGCUGAGACCCAAGGUGCAGGGCACAGUCAACCUCGAUAGGUUGUCGUCAUCGCCGUCGUGCGACUUCUUUAUAGUGCUCAGCUCAUUUGCGGGCAUAUUUGGCAAUCCUAGCCAGGCCAACUACGCGGCUGCGUGUGCUUUUCAGGACGAACUGGCACACGAGCGAAGGGCUCGUGGCCAGCACGCAGUAUCUGUCGAUCUGGGUAUCAUGCGGGAUGUGGGCUAUCUGGCUGAGCACGGCGCAAAAGGACACCUCAAGGAGUGGGUGGAGCCAUUUGGUCUGCGUGAGAGCGAGCUGCAUGCCCUUUUGCACUUGGCCAUGACUACUGAGACGGAAACACAAAUCAUUACGGGGUUCGCGACAGGCGGGACAAUGAAGGAAUGGGGGAUGGCCGAGCAACCAUUUUACUUCCGUGAUCCCAAAUUCAGCAUUCUGGCGUGUGCUGGAUUAGGUGGUGAAAACGAUGCAGAGAUGGGAGCGAUGACAGGGGAAAGGGCGAAGAGGGACGAUUCGAAGGAGCUGCGGAAAGCGAUAGCCGGGUCUGGGUCUAGAGAUGAGGCACACCGAAGUAUCGUGAAAGGACUGAGUGCGAGGGUGGCCCGGCUGCUGCAGAUGAAUGUUGAAGAUAUUGAUGUUGGACGUCCUUUGCAUGCGCACGGCGUGGAUUCGCUUGUGGCUGUCGAGGUGCGCACAUGGCUGUUCCAGGACCUGAAAGCAAACUUGUCAAUUUUCGAUUUAACAGCUACAGCACCGAUGGAUUCGCUGGGGUGGCAAAUUAUGAAGCGAUGCGAGAUAGUCCCAGAAAAGUUCAAGAAAUGAGAGGGGUUAUGUUUCGACAACGCUUUGCAAUUAAAAGCAAUCAAUACCAUCGUGUCAUCUUGACUGCUACGUAAAAUAGAUUGCUUGCUAUUUUCAAUUUAGUCUAGAAGAUGUUCUGUAAUCCAGUGUGUAACUACUCCGUACCCUGGAUUUAGACAGCCUCUCAAGUUGUGUUAACAGUACUGGCAGGCCCGUUCAGUGAUCAACCUCUACUGGUCAGAAUGGCAAGAUCGCAUUGGCGCUGUGGAAACUGCUAUGCAAGCGAUCAAAAUCAUUGACACAAAAAUUUAUGAAGUAGCAUAAACUCAAGCAAUUGCUGG
Molecule: messenger RNA, 7255 nt
Organism: Truncatella angustata
Lineage: Eukaryota; Fungi; Ascomycota; Sordariomycetes; Amphisphaeriales; Sporocadaceae
Exons: 1
Coding region: 489-6935 (2148 amino acids)
Biological process (GO): fatty acid biosynthetic process; secondary metabolite biosynthetic process
Molecular function (GO): zinc ion binding; 3-oxoacyl-[acyl-carrier-protein] synthase activity; oxidoreductase activity
Source: RefSeq, a predicted model, not a curated record